AAACCAAGUGAUUUAAACCAUUAAAUCAGGUGGAAGUGCUUGAUGAAGUUUUUGAGAUUAUCCAUUACCAGCUAAUAUAUUUUUGCCUCCCUAAGUAAUAAUUCAUUCAAGAAAAAUUUGCUCUGUGCCAAACAUUGGAGGAAAGGAUUUAAAAAGCCAAAAGGAUAAAAACAUUUGUAUAUAUAGGCAAAAACAUGUUUUAUUAAACGUGUGUUUAUUGUACACAUACUGAGUGCUGGAGAUAUACAUAUAAUUGAUAUUAUGGUUCCUGCUCUCAUGAAGGUCACAGUCCAUUUGGCAAGACAGAUAAACUAAAAAUUAAAGUUACAGUAUAUUAGAAAAUAAGUGGUAUAGUACAAGUGAGCAUUAUGCAAUAUGGAAACAUACCAAAGGAAACAUUAGAAGGAAAUCUAGGAAUACUUCCCAGACAGGAUACCUGAAUCUUGAUGGUUUAGUAGAAGUUAAUAGAACAAAGAAGGUAUAUUUCACAUAGAUGGAUUGAUGUUGCAAAUUUAAGAGUGAGAGAAUACAUGGAGGUCAAGGAACCUCAAGUAAUUAAAUGAGGCUAGGAUAGAGUCACAUAAAGGUAUUAGCAAGAUAAGAGGCCACAUAGGCGGGCAAAAGACAGACUUCUCAAAAAUUGAGAUUUCAAUCUGAAAUUGCUAUUAUUUUUAGCAUGAAAGUGAUAUAAAUUUUAGAAAAAUCACUCCGGAUGCUACUGGAAAGCUACAGAUUUUAAAUUAUAUUUGGAAGUUCUUUGCAAGAUAAGGAUACAUAGAAUUAAGUGAAAACAAAGUUCAAAAAUUAUUCACAUCUGUACAACUUGGUUCUUAGUUUGGUAAAACCAUAAAUUAGGUUCUUUGUAUAAUUGUGUUACAUUAGUAGAAUAUCAUAUUCUUAGUAUAACCCUGAACUGAUCAAAUACAAGGAUUUGAAAACUGUUAAUUGUUGGAAAUGCUGUCUGACCUCCCCUUUGCCUCAUUGACUAUAUAGUGUUCAUCCUGUUUGUAUUAAAUCAGAUGAUACCACUAAGUGGUGGCAUUUAGUGUAGCCAUGGUGUAUUCUGGGUUGCCUGACCCUACCUCUAGUGCUGGGUUUAUAGUUAAAAGAACAUAUAAUGCAAAAGGAAAAGAGAAUGAAUCUCAAAAGCUGUGUAAGAUUUUGAGAGGUUGACAUGUAAAAGGAGUUCAGAAGUUGGAAAGUAUCCUUUCCUGAAUCGCCUCCUACAUUGUAAUCUACCUUUAUCUUCCUCUUGCUCACAUAAAAUUUGAUAUCUGCUGAAAAUGGCUUGUAAAUGACACUAAGGUCUUUAUAGUCUACUCUAAACAUUUUUAUUUGCUUUCAUUGCCUAAGAAUUAAUUAUAUAAUAACAAAUUCCAUGAUAUUAUAAACAAUUUCCCUUUUGCCUUAUUAUGGGUACUAGACUACCAAUUUGAGCAGUAUUAUUUUUAUUACAUUGAAAAUACCAAAAUAGAUGUUAUGGUUACUUACGUAAACCUAAAUUAAUUCAUAAUUGAAACCACAAAACAGAACAUCAUAAUUUAUUUCAAAAAAUCAAAUAUGCUUAAUUUUGAAGUUUUAGUCAAACAGUACAUGGUAUAUAGACAUAGUUUAUGGCAUGCCAGUUAUUGGCAUGAACCCAGCAGGUUGAACUUUUCAUAGCUACCAAGACUGUUUAAUCCCAGACUAUUAACCUAACUGAGUGGUAAGCAAGCUGUGAAAAACUUUGACUCCCAAGACAAAUGUCUUCCUGCAGUAAAAAAAAAAAAAAAAAAAAAAAAAAAAGAAAAGUAUAUGUCAGUCAUUACAUAUUCUAUUUAAUGACUCUAGACAUCUAAUUCAUAAAGUAAUAUUGGGUUCUUAAUAAAGAAUAAUAACAUUGGGUUCAAAUUAUAUGGUAUUAUCAACUUAAAAUUAUUCUAUCUUGAGAUAAAGUGUUACGGAAAAACUGUACUUCUGGCAUCUAUUUUAUUUUAACUCCUAAAUUAUUUCAUUCUGAAUAGAAAGGAGAUGGAGAAUUAACUAAUUCAUAGUUUUAAUCUUGCCAAAAAGGAAAAUUGAAUUGUCAUGAUACUGAAGAACUGGAGGAAGUAGGAACACACUUAGCCAGAGUUCACAUAACAAAAGUUAAGUUUCCUCAGGCUCAGCGAAUCUGUACUGUCCCUUCUAAAAUUGGUUGACCAAAUGGAAAAUGUAAAGGCUGCUCUUUCAUAAGGAAUUGACAAUGGAAGCAAUAAAUACCUCUUUAAAGUUAAUUUCUUGCUUGCACUCUAUCUCAGUUUUUACCUACUCAGGCUAAUUUGCAGGUGCCUGGGAUGAGUAGACAAACCAUAAUUUCUACCAAUCAAGUAAAAGAAGGAAAGAAAACUCUGAGCUUCUCUCCCAUUUAACAGUGUUUGAGCAACACUCCUCCACUUACUGAAUAUUUCCUCAAUGAUAAGUAUCAAGAAGAACUCAAUUUUGACAAUCCCUUAGGAAUGAGAGGUGAAAUAGCUAAAUCUUACGCUGAAUUGAUCAAACAAAUGUGGUCUGGAAAAUUUAGCUAUGUCACGCCAAGAGCCUUUAAGACGCAAGUAGGACGUUUUGCACCUCAGUUCUCUGGAUACCAGCAGCAGGACUGUCAAGAGCUAUUAGCUUUCCUAUUAGAUGGACUGCAUGAGGAUUUGAAUCGAAUUAGGAAAAAACCAUAUAUACAGUUAAAAGAUGCUGAUGGAAGGCCAGAUAAGAUAGUUGCUGAAGAAGCCUGGGAAAACCAUUUAAAAAGAAAUGAUUCUAUCAUAGUAGAUAUAUUUCACGGCCUUUUCAAAUCAACUUUAGUUUGUCCUGAAUGUGCUAAGAUUUCAGUAACAUUUGAUCCUUUUUGUUACUUGACACUUCCAUUGCCCAUGAAAAAAGAACGUACUUUGGAAGUUUAUUUGGUUAGAAUGGAUCCACUUACCAAACCUAUGCAGUACAAAGUGGUUGUCCCCAAAAUUGGAAACAUACUUGAUCUUUGUACAGCAUUGUCUGCUUUGUCAGGAGUACCUGCAGAUAAGAUGAUAGUUACUGAUAUAUACAAUCAUAGAUUUCACAGAAUAUUCGCUAUGGAUGAAAACCUUAGUAGUAUUAUGGAACGGGAUGAUAUUUAUGUGUUUGAAAUUAAUAUCAAUAGGACAGAAGAUACAGAGCAUGUGAUUAUUCCUGUUUGCCUAAGAGAAAAAUUUAGACACUCAAGUUAUACCCACCAUACUGGUUCCUCACUUUUUGGUCAGCCUUUUCUUAUGGCUGUACCACGAAACAACACUGAAGAUAAACUCUAUAAUCUCCUGCUUUUGAGAAUGUGCCGAUAUGUCAAAAUAUCUACUGAAACCGAAGAAACCGAAGGAUCCCUACACUGCUGUAAGGACCAAAAUAUUAAUGGGAACGGCCCAAAUGGCAUACAUGAAGAAGGCUCACCAAGUGAGAUGGAAACAGAUGAACCAGAUGAUGAAUCCAGCCAGGAUCAAGAACUUCCCUCCGAGAAUGAAAACAGUCAGUCUGAAGAUUCAGUUGGAGGAGAUAAUGAUUCUGAAAAUGGAUUAUGUACUGAGGAAACUUGUAAAAGUCAACUCACGGGACACAAAAAAAGACUAUUUACAUUCCAGUUCAACAAUUUAGGCAAUACUGAUAUCAACUACAUCAAAGAUGACACCAGGCAUAUAAGAUUUGACGAGAGGCAGCUUAGACUAGAUGAAAGAUCUUUUCUUGCUUUGGAUUGGGAUCCUGAUUUGAAAAAAAGAUAUUUUGAUGAAAAUGCCGCUGAGGAUUUUGAAAAACAUGAAAGUGUGGAAUAUAAACCUCCUAAAAAACCCUUUGUGAAAUUAAAAGAUUGCAUUGAGCUUUUUACAACAAAAGAAAAGCUAGGUGCUGAAGAUCCCUGGUAUUGUCCAAAUUGUAAAGAACAUCAGCAAGCCACAAAGAAAUUGGAUUUAUGGUCCCUGCCUCCAGUACUUGUGGUACAUCUCAAACGAUUUUCUUACAGUCGAUACAUGAGAGACAAAUUGGAUACAUUAGUUGAUUUUCCCAUCAAUGACCUGGAUAUGUCAGAAUUCCUAAUUAAUCCAAAUGCAGGUCCUUGCCGCUAUAAUUUGAUUGCUGUUUCAAACCACUAUGGAGGGAUGGGAGGAGGACACUAUACUGCUUUCGCAAAAAAUAAAGAUGAUGGAAAAUGGUACUACUUUGAUGACAGUAGUGUCUCAACUGCAUCUGAAGACCAGAUUGUGUCUAAAGCAGCAUAUGUACUGUUCUACCAGAGACAAGACACUUUCAGUGGAACUGGCUUUUUUCCUCUUGACCGAGAAACUAAAGGUGCUUCAGCUGCCACAGGCAUCCCGUUAGAAAGUGAUGAAGAUAGCAAUGAUAAUGACAAUGAUAUAGAAAACGAAAACUGUAUGCACACUAACUAAUGAAAGUCCUAGAAGCCAUAAAAGAGAGACUUUCCUGCUGGUGGUAUGGAUGAUGAGGUUACCCACCACAUUAAACAAAAGUCUGAGAUGGGGAGUUUCAGAUAACCGAAUGUAAAUCCUUUAUCAGAUUUUAACUUGUGCAGUACUUGAAGUGAAACACAAUGAAAACUUUAACAGAAAUUGUCUCUUAAUACAUUUACAGUCUUGUAAUUACAAGCUAAAUAUAUAUAGGAAAUCACAAAUAAAUCCCUUUUAAGUUUGCUGCUGUUUUGAUGAAUUAUGUUUUCUUUAAUUUUUUGGAUGUGAGUUAAUUGAUGACAGAUGUUAAAUUUGUGGAUGUUGGUCAUUUAUUUUGCUCUAAUAAUACUGCAAGAAAACUAUGGCUGAACUUAGUUUUUGGAUAAUCUAGUUCAUGUGCAUUAGGCUGCCACAUAUAUUACUAUGAUAUUUAGCUGCGGUAUCAAUGUGGCAUAAAUACUGCAGUAGUAUUCUUGGAAAACCAAAUUUUCAAAUCUGUCCCUGGUAAUCAACAUGGGCCUAUUGAAAAAACAAAUCAUGAUACAGGAAACAAUCUUGGAAAAGUUCUUUUCUUCUGUAGAAUCAUUAAAAAUCCAGAAUGUUAUGUUCAUAUUACUGCCGCUGUGAAAAACAGGUUCUAGAUUUCACACUCCAUCUAAAAUCAUUUUUCAGUUAAAUGUAAGUAUUUUUUACUGCUAUUGAGAUCUAUUCCUUAAGUAUUCAAAUUUUGUUGACUUGCUUUAAAACGCAUAUCUUUAAUCUGGUGUUGGUCCAAAAUUAAAAUUUUUGCUGUUUUUCUCUACCCCAUUUUUUGGUAAUUUGGCAACCUUUAACCCUUCCAAUUGCUAUAAUACAUAUAAGGACAGACUUAUGGUAUUCUGUGUCCAUAGUAAUAAUUACAUCAAGCUUAGAUGAGAAUUUUUUUUUCAUAUACUGGCCUUUAAAUCAUUAAUGGACAAUUGGCUUUAAAGGUAGGUCUGUUAACUUUCUUUGUGUGUUCCUGAUGGAAUUCACCAUAGCCUUACAGCUUUUCUCAGAAGGUAACUUGUUAUAAGAGAAUUGGCAUUUGCAUGUUCUAGAGUCAGAACCUGUAUAGUAUAUAAAGUAUACAAACCUUGAAUUUGAUUUUUAGUUCACCACAUUCAAGGAUCCAGGAUGCCAAAAAUAUGUGUGAACAUUUGAAACAUUUUUCAUUUGCUGCUUUUUCCCUUUGAUCUAGUUGAAAGAAUGUAUUGUCGAUUGGCAUACAAUACUGCCUUUAAUAGAAAAAUCUAAAUGCUGGGGCACAUUUCACAUAUCGACUACCUGAGAAAUUGCUUUGUGUCCCACUGUUAUUAAAGCAAAAAGUAUAAUGUUCUUCACUUGAACUAAUCAAAUACAAUAGAUUAUAAAUUGUGUAUUGUAAAUAAAAGUUCACUCUGUGAGUGCACAUUUUGGUAAAUUAUUUAUUUAUGUUAGCAUUUAAAAGUAAAAAAGAAAAAAAUGCAUUUGACCAGGAUAAAUGAGGUAUGUUGAUCAUGGCUUUGCUUUAUACCUUGAUAUUAAAGCUGGUUUUUCAUCCUGGUAUUUUAAAAGCUGCUUUGGGUUUGUUUUUUGUUUUUUGUUUUUUUUUCCUUUUUUCUUUUCUUUUCUUUCUUUUCUCCUUUUUUUUUUUAAUGUAAACUAACCUCCUGCAUGACAGAGGUUAAAAUUUUGUCUGCACUUGAGUUCACUUGAGUUUACAUUUGAAAUGUGCAUGUUUAUUUAUACAGAUUUCAAUAAAGUUAUUUAAGGCCUUA
This is a messenger RNA of Lynx canadensis (Canada lynx), 6220 nucleotides long. RefSeq names its product ubiquitin specific peptidase 15 (gene USP15). The record is from RefSeq and is a predicted model, not a curated record. Lineage: Eukaryota; Metazoa; Chordata; Mammalia; Carnivora; Felidae. The transcript is spliced from 15 exons. Gene Ontology annotation, molecular function: cysteine-type deubiquitinase activity. Gene Ontology annotation, biological process: protein deubiquitination. The coding region runs from base 2478 to 4424 and encodes 648 amino acids.